Anopheles funestus (African malaria mosquito) is the source of this 1882-nucleotide messenger RNA. RefSeq lists its product as uncharacterized. Bases 108 to 1613 code for a protein of 501 amino acids. NCBI's taxonomy places the organism in Eukaryota, Metazoa, Arthropoda, Insecta, Diptera, Culicidae. The record is from RefSeq and is a predicted model, not a curated record. Gene Ontology annotation, molecular function: protein binding. The transcript is spliced from 4 exons.
GUAACGCAUAACGUGUUUACAGUUUCACCAAAAGCAUCUCGCCCGCACACGAGUGAUUCGCGUGUUUACGUGUUGUUUGUCCCUUCGCGACAAAAAUCCGAGGGCAAAUGAAUUUGAACUCUUUCCCAAACGAGGUGCUGUGCUGUAUUUUUGAUUACCUACCAUGGAAAGAUCGGCAGCGUGUUUCGUUGGUGUGCAGCAGAUGGAACGGCAUUAUCAAUUCAGUUCACUAUCUACGCCGCCAGAAACUUGUGCUGUACAACUACGGCAAGGCGAAGUUUUUCUCCGGCGUUGGGGUGCAGCUGCUGUGUCGUCAAAAAAGCAUCGAAUUUUACUCGAACGCCAUGCUCGACACCGAAGAGCUGCUUGACACUAUCAUGAAAUCGUUCAGCACCGGUUAUGCGAUGGUUCAGUCAUUGUCAUUGUUUCUACGCUCGGAGCACAAGCUAGCGUUCGGGUUGGUGGUGGCCAACAUUCCCAAUUUGCUGCACCUGACCGAGCUAAAGAUAUCCGCCAACGAAGCCCUUACGAACGGUGUUCACAUCGACAGUGCUUGCCUUGAGAAGAUCAAUAUUUCGUUCUAUCAAAACUCACUCUGCCGGCUCAAUACGCCACGAUUGCACACGUUACACCUGACGGUGCGGUAUCGCAGCGAAAUGGACCUCUUAAGUACGGUGUCUUCACAGCUAAUCGAGCUUAAGGUGUCGUUCAUCUCCAAGGACCAUGUGGCGCAGCUGUUCAGUUGCGAUUUUAGUUCACUGAAGGUGUUGAACAUUUUGCUGGAAAACGACAAAUACAUAUCGUAUAGUGUGUCGCCGGUACUUCUGCGACCGUUGGAUAAGACUGGGGUUUUUGCUAACACCAUCGCUGGGCUGGAAACGCUACAGAUCGUCGACGUUUGUAAGAUAUUCGACAUCGAAUUCCUGCAGAUGUUUUCGUACGCCAAAUCUCUUAAAGCUCUCACUAUCAACUACUUCAAGCUGAUCAGUGAAGUGAGCGAAUUUCUGAAUGGAUUUAAGGGACUUACUUAUCUAAAUCUAGAGGGAUGCCAAAGAAUGGAUGCAUCGAAAAAGCUGGAAUUACCCGCGCUACAGACACUAGUUAUGCCUUACAAACAGCUCUCAUUGUUUAGCGGAACACCGAUGGACAUGCUUACCACGCUGUACUACAGCAACACGGCCAAGGACCAAACAAGCUUCAUCAAGCAAAUCGCACACGCUUUUACGAAUCUCACUUUCCUCUGCUUGCAACACUUUGACAACGAGCUCGUUUCGAACGCGUUUCUGCAUCUGAAUUUGUUGACGAAACUACGGGUGUUAGUCAUAGAGAAGAUGUCGGUAUCAAGCCACAUAUUUGUCAACUGUCCUACGGUGCCCCAGCUGGAACGGCUGGUAACGGAUACGAUCGUGACGGAAGUUUCCAUACUGGAUGUAAUACCGGCCCGUUUUCCAUCGUUGCAAACGUUCGUCAUCAGCAACUGUUUCCUGUACCUGAUCCCUAAGGAUAGUGCCAAAUGUUACAUGACGUUUGACGAAUUGCGCCGCCAGAUGCCCUGCUGCCGCAUAUCGACAAAAGAUUCGACGAUUUUUACCAAUCACGCUAAGCAAAGCUGAAAGCGAAGGGGUGCAAUGCUAGGUCAUAAGGAACGAAUGUAGAAAAAAAGUAAACCUAUUCCGAUCCGUAAUAGGAGAAGUGAUAUUAACAGUAAACGAACGCCAUGUGGGUUGUAUAUAAUAAUAGCACACCGGGUAGUGUGUAAUUUUUUGCAAUAUAUCUUUGUCACACAUUAUAUAGUGUACUGGAAAAAAGACAAUAGUUUGUUGUUUAAAUUGAAACAUUUUUUUUUAAAUUAUUGUAUGUUAAAUAAAGCAAAACUAUUAAA